This is a messenger RNA of Sorghum bicolor (sorghum), 3141 nucleotides long. Its product is annotated as receptor-like serine/threonine-protein kinase SD1-8. The record is from RefSeq and is a predicted model, not a curated record. Bases 447 to 3083 code for a protein of 878 amino acids. NCBI's taxonomy places the organism in Eukaryota, Viridiplantae, Streptophyta, Magnoliopsida, Poales, Poaceae. The transcript is spliced from 8 exons. Gene Ontology annotation, biological process: protein phosphorylation; recognition of pollen. Gene Ontology annotation, molecular function: ATP binding; protein serine/threonine kinase activity.
AUCCAGCUAUGAUCCGAGGGAGAUCCAAACACCCAAACGUCCAUUUUUCUUCAGUUUUGCCGUGUCGUAUACUCGUAGUAUACAUUAUCUUCAUGUGGUCAAGCGAAAAUAUGGUAUGCCUAGUUGCACAUCCAGUUGGAAGCUGGGAACCAAGAGCAUCUCAUGAGCACGGUUCCCAAUCGCAAACAAGAGCCGCGAAGAGCCGAGCUUCCACCGAGUCUUGUGCUUGCAAUUGCAACGGUGCAAGCGCCGGCCGCGCGCGCCCGGAUUGCUGGUCGCAUUCAGCGUCUGAUCGGCAGCCGGCAGGCAACAGCUAGCUCUCCCGGAGCGCGAACGUCGAGUCGUUGACUAAAAGGCGAUCACGCAAGGCAUAAGGCCAUGUCGUGAGAGGAGAGGUCAACGGCUCGUUUUCGGCGCGCGCCCAGUUCGGUCGAGGUGAUCGGACCAUGACGGCGCGCACGCUCUCCCUCCUCCUCUUGCUCGCCGCCGCCGCCAGUUCCUUCACCCCGUCGACAUCCACCGAUACCAUUUACCGGAACACGUCGCUCACCGGCAACCAGACGCUCGUCUCGGCCGGCGGCAUCUACGAGCUGGGCUUCUUCAGCCCGGCCGGCGCCAACGGCAGGACGUACCUCGGAAUCUGGUACGCCAGCAUCCCGGGCGCGACGACCGUCGUGUGGGUCGCCAACCGCAGGGACCCGGUGACCAACUCCCCGGCCGCUCUCCAGCUCUCCGCCGGCGGCCGCCUCGUCAUCCUUGACGGCAACAACGACACCGUGUGGUCCUCCCCGGCGCCCACCGUCGGGAACGUCACGGCGCGCGCCGCCGCGCAGCUCCUGGACACCGGCAACUUCGUCCUCAGCGGCGACGGCAGCGGCUCCGGGCCGAGCGUGGCGUGGCAGAGCUUCGACUACCCGACGGACACGCUGCUCCCGGGUAUGAAGCUCGGGGUGGACACCAGGGCCAGCAUCACCCGGAACAUCACGGCGUGGCGCAGCGCGUCCGACCCGUCGCCGGGCGACGUCACGUUCAAGCUCGUCAUCGGCGGCCUGCCGCAGUUCUUCCUCCUCCGGGGCAGCACGAGGGUGUACACGAGCGGACCGUGGAACGGCGACAUACUCACCGGCGUGCCGUACCUCAAGGCGCAGGCCUUCACCUUCGAGGUGGUGUACAGCGCCGACGAGACGUACUACAGCUACUUCAUCCGCGAGCCGUCUCUGCUGUCGCGGCUCGUCGUGGACGGCGCGGCGACGCAGCUGAAGCGCUUCUCGCUCAACAACGGCGCGUGGAACAGCUUCUGGUACUACCCGACCGACCAGUGCGACUACUACGCCAAGUGCGGGCCGUUCGGGUACUGCGACACCGACCGCUCCCCGCCGUGCAGCUGCCUGCCGGGGUUCGUGCCGCGCUCGCCGGACCAGUGGAACCAGAAGGAGUGGUCCGGCGGCUGUGUCAGGAGCACGAACCUGACCUGCGACGGCGGCGGCGGCGACGGGUUCUGGGUGGUGAACCGGAUGAAGCUGCCGCAGGCCACGGACGCGACGGUGUACGCCGGCAUGACGCUGGACCAGUGCAGGCAGGCGUGCCUCGGCAACUGCAGUUGCGGGGCGUACGCCGCCGCGAACAACAGCGGCGGGAUCGGCGUCGGGUGCGUCAUCUGGACCGUCGACCUGCUGGACAUGCGGCAGUACCCGAUCGUCGUGCAGGACGUGUACAUACGGCUCGCGCAGUCGGACAUUGACGCCCUCAAGGCUGCAGCAGCAGAUAACCAUCAGCGUUCACACAAGAGCAAGCUGAUCAUCAUCGUCGUCGCGACGAUUUCCGGUGUGCUUUUUCUGCUAGCAGCGGCUGGCUGCUGCUGUUUGUGGAUGAAGAAUAAGGUGAGCAAGAAAGGUGAAGGUGAGGACAUGGCGUCGUCCAUGCCUCCGAGUACUGCAGAGUUCGCGCUUCCGUACAGGAUCAGGAGCCAGCCUUCGUUGAGCCCAGUACGGGAUCACAAACAGCUUCUUGAUGUCUCGGACGAAACGAGAUACUCCGGCAAUGAUGUUGACCUUCCGUUGUUUGAGCUGGAGGUCAUUCUGGCCGCCACGGACAACUUCGCGGACCACAAAAGGAUUGGUGCAGGUGGAUUUGGCCCUGUUUAUAUGGGAGUUCUUGAGGAUGGGCAGCAAAUAGCUGUGAAGAGGCUGAGCCAGGGAUCAACUCAGGGGGUGAGGGAGUUCAUGAACGAGGUGAAACUGAUUGCAAAGUUGCAGCACAGAAACCUUGUUAGGCUCUUCGGCUGUUGCAUCGAAAACGAUGAGAGGAUGCUUGUGUACGAGUACAUGCACAACCAGAGCUUGGACACAUUUAUAUUUGACGAAGCAAAGCGCAGGCUGCUGAGAUGGCAGAAACGGUUCGAGAUCAUUCAGGGGAUUGCACGGGGUCUACAGUAUCUGCACGAGGACUCAAGGUUCAGGAUCAUCCACAGGGACCUGAAGGCUAGCAACGUGUUGCUGGACAGAAACAUGGUCCCCAAGAUCUCUGAUUUUGGCAUCGCAAGAAUGUUUGGAGGUGACCAGACCAGUGCAUACACCCGAAAGGUCGUCGGAACAUAUGGCUACAUGGCUCCAGAAUACGCCAUGGACGGCCAGAUCUCGAUAAAAUCCGACGUCUUCAGCUUCGGCGUGCUGGUGCUGGAGAUCAUCGCCGGCAGGAGGAACCGAGGCUCCUACGAACCCGACCUCGAUGUCAAUCUCCUAGGAUAUGCAUGGAUGCUGUGGAGAGAAGGGCGGAGCAUGGAGUUACUGCUGGACGAGGCGUUGGGCGGCAGCUUCCACCACAGCAGGGUGCUGCGGUGCAUCCAGGUGGCGCUGCUGUGCGUCGAAGCGCAGCCGAGGAACCGGCCGCUCAUGUCGUCGGUGGUCACCAUGCUGGCCAGCGACAACGCCGUGCUCCCCGAGCCCAACGAGCCCGGGGUGAACCCAGGGAUGAGCACGUCGUCGGACACGGAGUCGUCUCGGACACGGAGCGCGACCGCCAACUACGUGACGGUCACCAGAUUAGAGGCGAGGUCCACGUCCACUGGCCACUCUUCCCUGUAAAGUUCGCACAGUUUGUAAAGAUUACAUACAUAUUGAUUUGAGAAGCUCCAGCAUUCAA